AUGGUUGCCGAUACUAAAUUUUACGAUAUCUUGGGUGUGAGUCCAACUGCUACAGACAGUGAACUCAAAAAGGCUUACAGAAAGCUUGCUUUAAAGUAUCAUCCAGACAAGAAUCCUGAUGCCGGUGACAAAUUCAAAGAGAUUUCUCAUGCUUACGAAAUCUUGUCUGAUCCCGAAAAGAGAGAAAUCUAUGACCAAUAUGGUGAAGAAGGCUUAAACGGUCAAGGUGGAAUGGGUGGUAUGAACGCUGAAGAUUUGUUCUCUCAAUUAUUUGGAGGUGGAGGAUUUUUCGGUGGAGGUGGCCGUCGUGGACCUCAAGGACCUCGUCGUGGUAAAGACAUGGUGCACCAAUUGAAAGUGAGUCUUGAAGACCUUUACCUUGGAAAGACCAGCAAAUUGGCUUUGCAAAAGAAUGUGCUCUGUAACAAGUGUGAUGGCAAAGGAGGCAAAGAAGGUGCAGUUCAAACUUGUAAAGGCUGUAAUGGACAAGGUAUCCGUAUCAUGAUGAGACAAAUGGGUCCCAUGAUUCAGCAAGUGCAGCAAGCAUGUCCUGAAUGCCGUGGUACGGGUGAAGUCAUUAACGAAAAGGACCGUUGUAAACAAUGUCUGGGUAAAAAGAUUGUAACCGAACGAAAGAUUCUCGAAGUUCAUAUCGAACGUGGUAUGCGUGGAGGUCAAAAGAUUACAUUCUCUGGUGAAGGAGAUCAAGCACCUGGUAUCAUUCCUGGUGAUAUCAUCAUCGUCCUUGAAGAAAAGCCUCAUCCUCGCUUCACUCGUAAAGGAGAUGACCUCGUUUACGAAGCCAAGAUUGAUCUUUUGACUGCCUUGGCUGGUGGUCAAUUUGCUAUACCCCACUUAGAUGAUCGUGUUCUUUUGGUGAAUGUGAUUCCUGGUGAAACGAUUCAACCUGACAUGGUUAAAGUGAUCCCCCAUGAAGGUAUGCCUAUACAUCGUAUCGACAACCGUGGUCAUCUCUUUGUCAAGUUCACUGUUGAAUUCCCUCAAUCUAACUGGACAGACGAAGAAACAAUCAAAAAAUUGGAAACCAUCUUACCUCCUCGUCCCGCAUUACCCACAUUUCAAGAUAAACAUACUGACGACGUUGUCUUGGUGGAUGCAGAAGGUUACCAAGCUAGAAACAGUGGUUCAUCUCAUGCAUAUCAUGAAGAUGAUGACGACGAUGAUCAUCACCAUGGUCCCGGUGUCCAAUGCGCUCAACAAUAA
This is a messenger RNA of Rhizopus microsporus ATCC 52813, 1224 nucleotides long. Its product is annotated as DnaJ-domain-containing protein. Gene Ontology annotation, biological process: protein refolding; response to heat. Lineage: Eukaryota; Fungi; Mucoromycota; Mucoromycetes; Mucorales; Rhizopodaceae. The record is from RefSeq and is a predicted model, not a curated record. Gene Ontology annotation, molecular function: ATP binding; Hsp70 protein binding. Gene Ontology annotation, cellular component: cytoplasm; cytosol; nucleus. The coding region runs from base 1 to 1224 and encodes 407 amino acids. The transcript has 2 exons.